AUGCAGCUACCCCAAACCCAUGGAGUGGAGUCCUAUGACGAGCUGCAAGGAGAAGCCAACCCUGGGGCCGGAGGCUUCCCUCAGGCCAGGCAAGAGACCCAGAGGGCCCUGGUGGGAACAGUGCUGUACCAGAAGGAGCAGGGACAACGCCACGUCCAGACCAACCUCAUCAGCCCACAUCCCCGACGGGGCCUGGCUCUGAAGGACACAACAGGCUGGCGGGUGAAUUCCAGCUUUCUGCAACAGAGCAACGUGCAGCCCCACACCAGGAGGCCCCCAGGAAAGAAGCCUGCGGCCCGGCAGAAUAACCUCGGUUUAAUCAUGGCCACCAGCUCCCCUCCCCAGGGCAGCCACAGAGCACUGGCUCACUUGUCCCCGUGGCCACAGAACCCAGAACCCAGGCCCACCGCAGGCUAUGCCCCUCCCUAUGGGUGCACAGGACCAGGCACCCGAUUCUUGGGUAGUCUCAGGGGCCAGACUUCCAGGCUCACAGGGGAACCCCUCACCCUGGAGGACCUGGCAAUCCCUGCCCAGACGCAGGCUCAGCACCCAUCCUGUGCUGUCAUCCACCAGCUGCUGGCCUCUGUGCAGCGCCUGGAGUGGCAGGCAGCCCAUCUCAGGGACUGGGCAUCUUGGAAGCCCCGGGGCCCUACACAGCAGGGUCCCUGCCUGGGCAAUGGGCAAGCCUUUCCCACCCAUCUCCAGCACAGCCGGCCUGUUCUUGCUUCCAGUGAUAAGAGGAGACACUCCCAUGGCCACAAGGAAACUGCAGAUCCCUGUGUGACUCAGGGGACCCACACUGGUCACUCAGACUCUUGGGCAUCCAACGGACCAGCGUCACCCAAGACCUCUUUGGGAAUGUGGACUGGGCAUUUCCAUGACUCUGGGCAGGGAGUGCUUCCUGCCCAGCCCCUCAGGCCAGAACAUGAGGGAACCCUAGGGCCCACCUGUGGCAGGGCAUGCAGGGAGAACCCUGCUGCCUCUCAAGGGUCGGGCAGCAAGGAGGCCUGGCCUGGCUCUUCAGCCUUUUCCAGUGCAGCCACAGCUAGGAGAGUCCUAUCCAGGCGAGAAGAAGUGCAUAUCCCAAGGGAGCCAGGAGAGGGGACAGCUUUGGGUCCUCCGGAUGAAGCCCUGGCAAGGAGGGGUGUCUUUCAGAAUGAGGCCCGAGACAGUGUGGGCCUGGAAGCGUGCCCUACAGCCAGCCGGCAGCUGCUGUCCAGAUGUUUCAGAGCCUGGAUAUGUGUGGCGCAGAGGCAGCGGGCAGCAGUGGCAGCCAUGGCUCUGAGACACAGGCGGCUGUUGCGAGAGGGCUUCCGGGGACUGCGGUGGACACUGUGGCUCCAGGAGGCCCGGAUGGAAGUGGCCGGGAGGCGACAUGCAAAGACCUUGCUGGCCCAGACCUUCCGAGAGUGGAGACUCCUAGUGGUAGACCAGAAGGAAGGGCAGCUGCAUGUCCAGCCUGCAUCCAGACGCUACGCUUCCUGGGCCAGCAAGGACCAAGUCGUCCGCCUGGAAAGAGAUGCAGCGGGGUGCCCCACCCCAAGAAGCAGGGCAGGGAGCUUGAGGAGAGAGGAGGGAGCCCAGCCUCCUCCUUCAAAGCCUGGGCAGAGACCAGACAGUGGAGACGAUGGAGAUGGUGGAGACAGGAGAGUCCAGACCCUGCAGGUCCUGCAGCAGCUGGCAGUCUUCCUCCUGUGGUGCCAGAAAGACCAGGCCAGGAAGGAGAUGCGAUCUCUCGGGAAGGUCACUCAGAGGACACAAAGGACAGAUGUGUCUCCAGCGGCCUCCCAGCCCAAGAGAGACUGGCUGUGCAGGUGCUUCUGGGCCUGGAGGCGGAUCAUGCAAAGAGAGGCCCUGUGCCAGGGCCACCUGGCUGACCACUGCAGGAGGACAAUGAGGGUGUACCUGGAACAGUGGGUGCGGAUGAAGCAGCUGCGAGCCUCAGAUGCGGUGAAGGUGACCGCGCUGUCCCUCUGCCGGUGGAAGGCAGGGAACCUGGCCCUCCAAAGCUCAGCCCGAGGCCUGGAGACAGUGUCCCUGGUGUCCCUGCAGGGAGCCUGCAGGAGACUGGCCCUCCGCAGGGCCCUGCUUCUCUGGCAGACCCGGUUGUCCCAGCACCAGCAGGCCAACUCCUUCUUCCAGGGCACAAGGGAGCGGACCGUGAGGUGCAUCCUGAACUGCUGGUGCGUCAGGGUGUGGGGUGUGAACUCCCUCUCGGGCAGCAGUGUGGCCACCUUGGUCCUGGAGCCACUGAGCAGUGUCCUAGGAGGGCCCCUGGAGCCCCCAACCUCCUGGACACUCACAGUCACGGGCCUGUACCACAGGACAAGCACCAUCUGCCCUGCCAGGUGUGGGGUGCAGCGAGGGAAUGCCUCCGCCUCCAGAGGCAGGUCCUUGCUGCUGGGGGUGGGCUGGGCUGCCAGGGGUGGCAGUGACCAUCCUCGGGUGGACACUCUGCUUCUCAGCACCCUCCUCACUCAGAGACACUGGACACCUGUUCAAGGGACCUGGAGAGAGGUGGCUGCCCACCAGGCCUGGCACCAGAGCUGCAGGGUUGCCCUGGGCCUGUGGCAGUGGCAGCUGGCAGGCACCAACUCCCAAACCCCCGACAACAGGAGCUGGGUGGCCUGUGACCACAGGAUACCUGUCACAGAAGCCUUUAACUCAGGCAGUCUGGUGGCUGCCUCUGUGCCCAUGUGGCUGGGGACAGAGCUGACUGAGCACCCACGGCUCCCUUGGCGGUGUCUGGAUAUCUCUCUGGCUCCAGGACAGCGGCUUCUGCGUGAGAAGCACAAGUGCCAGAGUUGGGUGCACGGCCACCUCCAGAAGGUCAUGUUCCAGGGCUGGUGGCAGGAGGUGGCCCAGAGGAGACACCUUACCAGGUAG
Molecule: messenger RNA, 2886 nt
Organism: Octodon degus (degu)
Lineage: Eukaryota; Metazoa; Chordata; Mammalia; Rodentia; Octodontidae
Gene: CUNH1orf167
Product: chromosome unknown C1orf167 homolog
Exons: 13
Coding region: 1-2886 (961 amino acids)
Source: RefSeq, a predicted model, not a curated record